AUGGAAGCCAGCCGAGAAAACAGGCCAUGGCUGGUGCAAAAGUACGGCGGCACCAGUCUUGGGAAGCUCCUCGAAUCGAUCUGCAGCAAAAUCAUCCCAUCCUUCCUGCAAGAAUACAACCUGGUGGUGGUAUGCUCGGCGCUCUCCGGUUCCACAAAGUCGAGUGGCACCACAAGCGUCCUACUAGAGUGCAUAUCGCACGCCGAGGCCGGGCUCACCGCACAGGCUCAGUUGAACAGGGCCAUCGACCUCGUACGUGACAACCACAUACGGCUCCUCGAGAAGCACCUCGUCAACUCCAACGGCACGAGAAGUGACCUGUGCAGUGACAUAUUUGACACAACAAAAGCCACCAUCAUCAAAGAGUGCGAGAGCCUCCGUGGGUUCCUGCUCGCUGCACAGAUCAUUGGGGAACUAUCUCCCAGGGCGAGAGACCGCGUGAUUGCGCUCGGGGAGAAGCUUGCCUGCAGAGUUGUUGCUGCUUUCCUGAGCAGCAAAGAUGUUCCGGCCGAGCCGGUGAUCUUGGAGGAUGUCGUCGAGUCGGUUUUCGGCGGCAGCAUCUUUGAGCAAAAGUUAGCUCUCGACAACCUCGGUCCCCGAUUCUACCACCUCAUCGCCGACGAAAUCACUAGGAGGAUACGAGAGUGCGGAGACCAUGUGCCGGUCGUCACCGGGUUCUUCGGCAUCAUGCCGGACUCUUUGCUGAAGAACGUUGGUAGGGGAUACUCCGACUUGUGCGCUGCAAUGUGCGCUGUUGGUACUAAGGCGGCGGAGCUACAGAUAUGGAAAGAGGUGGAUGGCAUCUUCACGGCUGAUCCGAGAAAGGUCCCUUCGGCGCGGCUGUUGUCGACUGUGACAGCGGAAGAGGCGACGGAAUUGACAUACUACGGGAGCGAGGUGAUUCACCCACUUACCAUGGACCAAAUACGAUGCGCCAACAUACCAUUGAGGCUGAAAAAUGUCUUCAAUCCGUCCGGGCCCGGCACAAUCAUCUACCCUUCCCGCACGCCAUCCCCGCCUCUGACUCCCCCCACCCCCAAAGAGGAAGAGGUCGACGUCAAAAUGUCGCUUCCGACAAUCGAUUUCAUGUUGGGGAACGGGUACCACGGGGAAAACAAGGAAAGGCGGCGACCUACUGCGGUUACUGUAAAAGACUCCAUUCUACUGGUCAACGUCGUCUGCAACAGGAACACAAAGUCCCAAGGGUUCCUGUCCGGCGUAUUUGACCGACUCGAAGAGGCAGGAAUCAAGACGGAUCUCGUCACUACCAGUGAACGGAACGUCAGUCUAGCUUUCCAACAUUCAGAAGAAGGAUCAUGUCAACAUCAGAGGUUACAGGUUGAGCUCGAGAAGUUCGGCAAGGUCGUCAUCACCGAAAACAUGUCCAUCGUAACCAUCGUAGGUCACAAAAUGCGGAACAUGGUCGGUAUCUCGGCCGAGAUCAUGGCCGCCCUGGCCGCCGCCAAAAUAAACAUUUUCCUUGUCAGCCAGGGCGCAAGCGAAAUCAAUGUCUCUCUCGUUGUCAGAGCAGAAGACUCGGUUCUCGCAAUGAACAUGAUUCACAGCAAAGUACUCCAGAUUCCCACGCACUGGGAACAGGAGAACAACUUUAUCAAAGGUGCAGUCGGCGCUCGUCAUACAAGAGCCGACAAUGUCGAAUACCGACCGCUUACACCUCCCAGGUCCGUGGCUGUACUGAUGCGCCGACCUGGAAGAACGACCCGCGUGUUGCCGGGCGAGUCGGAGGAAGCUGCCUAUCAGUAUAUCGUGCGGCGGUGGUUGAAGAGGAAGAGGCACGUCAAAUUGGCGGGAGCUAGCGGUAGAGAAAGUAAUUAG
Colletotrichum truncatum is the source of this 1836-nucleotide messenger RNA. Its product is annotated as aspartate kinase. Gene Ontology annotation, cellular component: cytosol. NCBI's taxonomy places the organism in Eukaryota, Fungi, Ascomycota, Sordariomycetes, Glomerellales, Glomerellaceae. The record is from RefSeq and is a predicted model, not a curated record. Gene Ontology annotation, biological process: L-homoserine biosynthetic process. Gene Ontology annotation, molecular function: aspartate kinase activity.